UAACCGAACACGCGAAAAUGCUCAACUGAUGACCAAUGUCUCUUGUUAGGGUCGCCAAAACGUACCCGUCGGCAACAAUUGUUAUAUUCAACAUUAAACCCACUACGACUAAAAAAAAAACUGCAAUAAAAACAGUACUAAAAUGAUGAUAUGAUGAGCUGAGUGGAUUCAUCACAGCACGAUGGGUAAAGGUCAGCAAGGUCAGAGUUCAACUCAGAUCAACUUAGAUGACACCUACUCCUGGGAUGAUGUGAAGGAACACAGCAGUAAGACAGACAAGUGGGUGGUGAUUGAGAAUGGGGUUUAUGACGUCUCAAAGUGGGUGACUAGACACCCAGGAGGGUUCAAGGUUCUGUCUCAUUAUGCUGGGGAGGAUGCAACGGAUGCUUUUGUGGCGUUCCAUCCAGACAAGACCAAAGUCAAGAAGUACCUGAAGCCUCUUCGUAUCGGGUUUCUGUCUCCGGAGUCAUCAACCAAGAGUGAAAUAGUAAGUGACAUGCGCAGUCUCCGCACCCAGGCUGAGGAGAUGGGUCUCUUUAAACCUAGAAUGGGGUUCUACGCUGCUCACCUAGCCCACAUCCUUGCUCUAGAGGUCCUAGGAUGGAUGGUGCUAUGGUACUACGGAACAGGAUGGUCACCUUAUUUACUAGCCGCUGCAAUUCUCACAACUUCACAGGCCCAAUCCGGAUGGUUUCAGCAUGACUUGGGGCACUUGUCCGUCUUUAGCCAAUCUCGCUGGAAUCACUGGCUGCAUAACUUUGUCAUCGGAGGAUUAAAAGCAGCUUCAGCUCACUGGUGGAACUACCGGCAUUUCCAGCACCACGCUAAACCUAACAUUGUCAAGAAGGAUCCAGACAUCACGAUGCCGUACCUCUUUCUGUUUGGGGAGAAGAUGCCGAUCAAGUGGGCCUCUCAGAAGAGGGGAUUCAUGCCGUACAACUACCAGCAGGGAUAUUUCUUCCUGAUUGGUCCGCCCCUCCUGCUACCCAUCUACUUUCACACCGAGAACCUGUAUCACGUAAUCACUAAAAGAAUAUGGACGGAUCUUGCAUGGACUGUUUUCUUCUUUGUGCGUUGGUUCUACUUUUAUGGACCCCUCCUUGGUGGACUCGGUGCACUUGGUCUUUAUAUGUUUGUGAGGUUUCUUGAGAGUCAUUGGUUCGUGUGGGUGACCCAGAUGAACCAUAUACCCAUGGAGGUAGACAAUGAUACCCAGAAAGACUGGCUGUCUCUGCAGCUACACGCCACCUGCAACGUCGAACCCUCCGCUUUCAACGAUUGGUUCACCGGACAUCUCAACUUCCAGAUUGAGCACCAUCUGUUCCCCACCAUGCCCAGACACAACUUCGCAAAGAUAGCACCCCAUGUCAAGUCCCUGUGUAUUAAACACGGUCUCAGCUACCAGACUAAGACAUUACUCGGUGCCUUCGCUGAUAUUGUGCGGUCCCUCAAGAAUUCUGGUCAGCUUUGGUAUGACGCUUACCACCACACCUAGACAAGUUUGUGAGAGUGGAAUGUUGCUAAAAACGACUUGUCCGCAAUUCAGAUUAUUUGGGUUUACCAAUUUCGUGGGUUGGUCAAAAGAAAUAACUGAAAAAUCGAAACUCAAUUGCAAUGUGCCAAGUAGUUAUUGUUUACUCUGGUCACUUUUUGUAUUUAUACAAAAAUAACUAGAAAUUCUAAAAUACGUAGCAAAUCUGAUAAACAGAAAACUGAAGAACGGUGUGCAAAGUUGUGUGUGUUUGGUCAUAACCUCUUCUGUUUAAGCUACAAAGUUGCAUACUGCAAUACCUCAAUAAGUUGAGAUUUGAGGUGGGUGGUUCAAAGCAAUUUCAAAAACAAAAUUUAAUUUUUAAAACAUUGUCCUGCAAAUUCUCUUACCUAUUCACAUUAUGAAAUUGACGAGUGAUAGUUUAUGAUUAAUCAAAUUGGUGCCUUUUUAUGGUUAAAGGAACACGUUGCCUUGGAUCGGUCGAGUUGGUCUUUGAAAAGCGCUUGUAACCGUUUGUUA
Messenger RNA from Asterias rubens (European starfish), 2011 nucleotides. RefSeq names its product acyl-CoA 6-desaturase-like. Bases 182 to 1495 code for a protein of 437 amino acids. The record is from RefSeq and is a predicted model, not a curated record. Gene Ontology annotation, molecular function: oxidoreductase activity, acting on paired donors, with oxidation of a pair of donors resulting in the reduction of molecular oxygen to two molecules of water. The transcript has 11 exons. Lineage: Eukaryota; Metazoa; Echinodermata; Asteroidea; Forcipulatida; Asteriidae. Gene Ontology annotation, biological process: lipid metabolic process. Gene Ontology annotation, cellular component: membrane.